CCUCCUCUGGCGCUGAUGUCACCCCUCCCAAGGAAGGACCGCCUCGGCCAGGAGGCUGCUCCGUUGCCAGGGCAACAGCAUCCUCCUCUCCUCUCCCGGAUGCUCCCGCUCUUGGGAGGAGGUGUAGCCCAGCCGGGCUCCAGGCAUCAGGCAGUUCUCGAUGCUGGGCCCAGCUCGCUGCAGCGGCUGCCCAUGGCUGCAGGCAGGAGCAGCCCUGCCGGGAGAUGCACAGACACAGACACAGACACAGACACCCCACGCCCCCCUUUUUCCUAUCGGGCAGGUGCCUGGCGGGCUUGGCGUUCGCUGGGAGGCCACUUCUGCCUGGCUGCGUCUGCAGCAGCUUUGGAGCCAAGCCGGGCUGUCCGAGGAGCGCAGUCCGUCACCCAGACUAAUCCUCUGGCCGGCUGCUGCGGAGACGGAGAGCCGGGCCAGCAGCAAGGAGGGCGGUGUGGCGCGGCGUGGCCCGUCUGGCCCCAGAAAACGCAGGCCGGAGUCCAGGCCCUCAGGGAGGGGGGCGUGUGCAGGGAGGGCCGGCUGAACAAACACGCUCCGCGGCUGCUGCAGCGGGAGGCUGCUGGAGCCCCACCACCACCACCACCACCUCCUCCUCCAGUCAGACAAGGACGGUCGCCUGCCCGGCUGCUCGCCAUGAGGCUGCUGUUGCUGCUGGUGACCCUGCCGCUGGCCUUCGCUGCCGAGGAGUCCUGCGAGGGCCGCUGCGACCUGGGGUUCGACGCCCUGAAGAAAUGCCAGUGUGACGACCUCUGCAUCUACUACCAGAGCUGUUGUACCGACUACGCCGCCACGUGCAAGAGCAAAGUCACCCGCGGAGACGUCUUUCUGCAGCCCGAGGAUGAAUACCCGGAUUACUACGACCCCGACCUCCCCAACGUCACCACCACCGUCCGGCCUGCAACCACCAGCCCGGCCCCAGAGGCCACCACUGGCUACGAGUACGUGUGGGCAGAAGAGCCAGCAAGGGGGACAGAAGAGCCAGCAAGGGGGACAGAAGAGCCAGCAAGGGGGACCGAGGCCACGGACUCCACGGAAGAGACCUUGUGCAGCGGGAAGCCUUUCGAUGCCUUUGCCAGUCUGAAGAACGGCUCCAUCUACGCCUUCCGUGGGCGACAUUUCUACGAACUCGACGAGAAGAGCGCCAGGCCUGGUUAUCCCAAACUGAUCGAGGAAGUGUGGGGCAUCCCGGGCCCCAUUGACGCCGCCUUCACCCGCAUCAACUGCCAGGGGAAGACCUACCUCUUCCAGGGAAGCCAGUACUGGCGCUUCGACGACGGCCUCCUGGACCCGGAGUACCCCCGGAACAUCUCGGACGGCUUCAAGGGGAUCCCCCACGGCGUGGACGCGGCCUUCGCGCUGCCCGCCCAGAACUACUUCGCCAGCGAGAGGGUCUACUUCUUCCAAGGGAAGAAAUACUGGUCCUACGACUUCACGAAGCAGCCCAGCCGCCAGCAGUGCGAAGAGACGUCCCCCUCGGUGGUCUUUGACCACUACACGCUGCUCCAGGACGACUCCUGGGACGACGUCUUCCAGCUGCUCUUUGGGGGGUCGCGAAGGGGUGGGGCCAGCAGGCCACGCCCCCUCCUCAGAGACUGGAAGGGGCUGCCCGCCCAGCUGCCGCGCCUGGAUGCGGCCAUGGUGGGGCGGAUCUACGUGUCCCGCAGGGCCCCCCAGCGCCGCUCCGGGAAGAGGCCCUCCCGCCAGCACCGGAGACGGUACCGCAACCGGCAGCGCUGGGGCCGCUGGGACCCCCCGUCCUGGGACUGGCUGGACGAAGCCAGCUCGGAGUCCUCCGACCUGGACUGGCUGUGGGGCAGCGACCCCCCCUGCCAGCCCCUGCAGAGCGUCUACUUCUUUGCAGAAGACAAGUACUACCGUCUCAACCUGCAGACGAGGCGUGUGGAUACGGUGAAGCCCAGGUACCCCCGCUCCAUCGCCAAGUACUGGCUGGGCUGCCCGGAGGAGGAGGAGGACCUGGCCUGAGUUGUCGGGGGCCCCUUCCCGACCCGACACCCGCCGGCAGCCAAAUAAAGAGGGAGAUCUUCCACCCAA
Molecule: messenger RNA, 2070 nt
Organism: Hemicordylus capensis (graceful crag lizard)
Lineage: Eukaryota; Metazoa; Chordata; Lepidosauria; Squamata; Cordylidae
Gene: VTN
Product: vitronectin
Exons: 9
Coding region: 16-2001 (661 amino acids)
Biological process (GO): cell-matrix adhesion; cell adhesion mediated by integrin; immune response
Molecular function (GO): scavenger receptor activity; polysaccharide binding; extracellular matrix binding
Source: RefSeq, a predicted model, not a curated record